AUGGCAACACGAGCAUCGGCACGUCAGGCCGCCCACAAGGCCAAGGAAGCAAUUUCUGGCUUUACACAAGGUAGCGCUGGACCUGAUACGGAUCGACAUGGCCAGGAUGGAUCUAGCAUCAAGCGUAAAGCUGCAGCUGAAAACCAACAAAAGCCAAAUAAACAGAGAGAUAUAGAGCAGCUGGACAAAAAGCCUGUCGACUCUGCGGGUUCAUCGCGGACCCCAGUCACUGAAACAAAGCCCAAUGUUGAACAGAGGGCAGCAUCCGGAGGUAUCCUGGGCACCAAUGCCCCUGUCGAUCAGUCUCCCAAACUUGCUCAAGGCAUGGAAGCCGGUGUCCACAGAUCGGACGAAAGAGCAAGUUCCAUCUCGUCAAACAUUGUGGAAAAGGGAAUCAUCUACUUCUUUUUCCGACCACGCGUCAAUAUAGAUGAUCCCCAAAGCAUCGGUGACGUUGCUCGAAGCUUCUUCGUGCUUCGGCCUACUCCUCUCGGCGCUGAAUUCAACGGCAGCCAAGGCCCGAUGGACAAAGAUGCCCGAUGUCGCUUGUUGAUGCUCCCAAAGAAGAAGUUUCCCACUUCGCCCAAGGAACGGGAUAUGGCAUUUGUGGAGAAAGCAGGGCAAUCGGUUACCGAUCUCCAAGAAAAGUUUAUAGCAAGCAGUACUUACCAGACGGCAACUCGUGGGGAACGUACUACCGAAGAUGCUAGACCUUAUGCAGAAGGUGUCUACGCGAUCGUAUCAGCUCAACGAUCAUCUCAUCUUGCCUAUGAAUUGACUAUCCCAGCCGAAUUGGGUGAAAUUCAACAGAACUUUGGUCUUCACCAACGUGGUGACUGGAUCUUGCAAUCGAAAAACCCAAAGUUUCCCGGUCCCCCUCUCGGACAGUUGCCGCAGGAGCCGCAGUAUCCUGAACAUGUGUUGGAAAAAUUCGGAGACCUCCGAUGGGUUCCACUGCAGCCAGAGUUCAUCGAAUAUCCAAACGCCCAAAUCUUAAUGAUCGGACAAGGAACGGAUACUUUGGGAAAAGCGGCCACAGCCGAAGGAGAUAAAAAGCCUGGGGAAGCGGAGCCUGGCCAGGAGAUUGACAGGCUUGCUGAUGAGAAUGAAGAGCGAAUCCAUUCUCUGCAGGGUGAGUACCGCAAUGCAAAUUUCAUCAAAUUCAUCAUGUACAAGAUUUCUCUAAUACUCAUAUAUGCAGGCAAUGAAACUGUAUUCCUCGAUCUUGGAUUAGAUGCAAAAAGGUACCGCUCCCUUCCGACUACCUGGAGUAGCAGCUAG
Penicillium angulare is the source of this 1281-nucleotide messenger RNA. RefSeq lists its product as uncharacterized. The coding region runs from base 1 to 1281 and encodes 426 amino acids. The record is from RefSeq and is a predicted model, not a curated record. The transcript has 2 exons. Lineage: Eukaryota; Fungi; Ascomycota; Eurotiomycetes; Eurotiales; Aspergillaceae.